Molecule: messenger RNA, 1152 nt
Organism: Dibothriocephalus latus
Lineage: Eukaryota; Metazoa; Platyhelminthes; Cestoda; Diphyllobothriidea; Diphyllobothriidae
Source: the annotation of a GenBank genome assembly
AUGCCAGCGGCACACGGGGCCCUAUCCGAUUUCGCUGAUGAGGCCUAUGAUCUCGUUGAGACUGUGAAGCGACUGAAAUUGAGCAGAGAGGCCUCUUCGAACGAUAUUGUCCGCUUCUUGGACACACUUGCUGACAACAAUCCCCUCGAGUACUUGGAUAUUACAGAGUGUACUCUCAAGGAGACUGACACAAGUACGCUCCUGCGACUUCUCUGGAACACAAAAGAGAGAUUCACUCUCGUCAUUAAUCCCUCUUGCCUGAAACAGAGUCUGUCAGAUAUUGAGUCUUUUGCCGAUCGUAAAUCUAGCCUUUCGAACUUCGAAGUUUCAAAGGCAAAAGAAGACACAAAUCGUAUGACCAUAAAGAUUUGGAGGAAACUCAGCUCCAGCAUUGCACGCCUUCAGCUACGUAUUCCAGCAGAAAACUUCGGUUACCUUUCCACACAUCUACCUGAUGCCGAUAUUGCCAAGAAUGCCAUCGAGGAGUAUCGCACCACUCCCGCCUUACACUUUCAGUUGUUAGACUCUGCCCUUGACCCGUCAGUCCUUGCAAAGGCGCAGAAGAGUGUCGAGAACAAACUCAAGGAGGCACUGCAGGUUGCUCUUAAGGAAACAGCGAAAAAUACUAUCGAAUCGAUCUUUAAUGAACUGAAGAUAACCCAUGGUAGGGAAUUCUGCAGUGUGCGUCCAAAAGAACAGGAACUGAACCAAAAAGUGGAUCCUAUUAUCCAAGCUGCAUGCGGUGCUUUGCAGGAGCAAGUCGGCGAAAUUGUCGAGCCCAUGAUUCUUAACGUCAACGCCAAGCUUGCUCAGCAAAUGUACACCUACAUCCUUGAGACCAUCACCGCGGAUGUUGAUCAAUGUCUGCUAAAGCUUCCAACACGAUCCAAACUUCUCUGUCGGUCAUCUACGAUAUCAGAUCCAUGCGAAUACGUGGGUUUGACUGCUUUGCUUGCCCCCGUUUCCUCCGUUUUUCGCUUGAGUUUCACUACAGUACUUAGCUGGCAGGUGCUUAUUUAUUGUGGGACAAAAGAGAAAGGGCUGACAUGGGUAGAUGUGACUCCUGAAUUGUGCUGCAAGGUUACCUACAAGACGGAAAUGGGGGGGAUCGUUAACAGAAACCGUCUAGAAGAUGAAACGGUGUGUUCUUAA